AUGAUUACCGUGAAAAAGGACUCGGAGGUGAUGACCAACUACGUGGCCGCCAACCCGGUCCCGGCCGGCGAGGCGUUCGGGGUCUUCCACGACCAGCAAUGGCAGCCCGCCGUGUUCGCCCUGGGAGAAGACAGCAUCCUCAGCCUGAUUAUCACCGCGGGCCGUGAGCCGAAGAAAUUCGACUUUGCCAAGCUGUCAGGCCUCUUCUCCGUAGAUGUCAAGGUACAAGCGUUUGCCGUCCUACAGGCACCGGACGGCAGUCUGGAUAUCUGCAUUGCUACGAAAGCGAGCGAUACAACCUCAAACUUUUAUUUACUGCAUAACAUCACCUUGGACGAGAUCCUGGGCACGAUGCCAUCGGCCAAAGUCAUUCAAGGCGUCUUCCCGACUGUGGACCAUAUCUACAUGGGUCAUAAACCAAGCGAUGAGGCGCGAGCACUACCACUGGUCAUGGUAGCGUUUCAACGACCGGAUAGGUUGACCAAGACAGAGGAUCUCAACUACGUCAAGAUCGAGGGGAAGAAGGCCACCUUGGUGGACCACUGGAGCCUCCCGGUCAAUCCGGAAAAGAUUCUGGAUGUAACCCUGGUCACCUGUCUGCUGGGCGAUGGGGUGAUGGUCCUGUACCAAGGGUUCUCCGGGGAGAUGUUUCUGGUGUUCAAGGUGCUGGCCGCGGACGACGAGGACAGUGUUGGGUUCGAGGUUCAGGUUCCCUGUCCGGAAGGGGCGACCUGCCUGGCUUCGUUCCUGGACCCGGCCAAAGGGUGGACGGUCGUGCUGGUGGGCGGCAAGGAGAUCACCGCGUUGGCCUACAAGGAUUACAGCUCCCAUAAGACCAGUGCCGGCACGGUGAUCGACAGUCUGAAGCGGAUCAGCGACCUCAAGGAUCUGCACGUCUCGCAGACCGGGGAGAGCCUCCGGCUGUGGUAUACCACCGCGACCGACGCGGUCUACUACUACACCACCAAGACUACGGCUCUCUCCGAGGGUAUCGUGAUUCCACUCCUCGCGAAAGGACAAGGCGGCCGGAUCUCCAGCCUUCUGUCCAGCCGGCCCGCCGACGGGGAUAACAAGCUUCUAGUCAGCAGUCUGCUGUCCGUGGACGAGACCGGAAACCUGUCCCUCCUGCAGCAGGACCCUGCCUCGCAGGUGUGGCAGCAGUACCCGUUCUGGCACGCUUCCGAAGAGACAAUCACCGAAGUAAAAGGAUCGAUGGUCCGUCUACACACGACGGUCACCAACGAUAGUGACGGGGACGCGGCCGACCUCCUCCCCGGGUGCUGGCUGCGUGUAAGCUGUUCCGGCCUCGUUCGGUGUAUCGUCAACGGUCACCACACGACUCUCUCGCCCACUGCAGAGUGGUACCAGACCGACGCCAAAGGUGUCCUGAAUAUCCUUUUGCAGACUGACGACGCCACGAUCCAUCAGUUCGCCGCCGAAGCCUACCGCCCCGCGCAGAAACCUUCGCAGUCGGUGUCGUUGUCGUCGGCGGCAGCGGCCGAACGAGCCCUAACGGAUCCGAUCCUGGAUCCAUCCCGCAAGAUCCUCCCCAAGAUCCAGGACAUCAAAACCGGCGACCAAGUCAAAAACCUCAAGAAAGCGGAUGGGACGCCGUUGUUCGAGAAAGCCCCCGACGAUCCGGAUGGCGUUGCCAAGAUCUUCCAAAAGCUCGUCGCCAGUGCAAAUGAUCUCCAUGCCGAGGAGAAACAAAAGCUGCAGGCAUACCACGCAGCGAUUGCCUCUCCGAACAGCAGUACCCCCGUCCCUUAUGGGUUCUGGUCCGAUAUAGGGGACGCCCUUAGUGGAGCGUGGCAUUGGAUCACCUCGGUUGCAGAGGAUGUCUGGCAAUGGACCUGCGAUGUGGUCGGCGGCGUGUGGAAGUUUAUCGUCAAGAUUGGCGAGGAGAUCUUCGAGAUCGCCCUCAACACCAUCACCUCGAUCGUGAAGGGCGUCAUCUGGGUGUUCAAGAAGAUCGGCGCCGUCAUCAAGGAUAUCAUCGAGUUUAUCAGUUUCUUGUUCGAGUGGGGCGAUAUCCUUGACACAACCGACAGUAUCGCCGCCGGGUUCAACGCGGCCCUGGAAUACGGCAAGGAGGCGCUGGACGCGGCGGACCUCGACGCGCACAAGUGGUUGGAGAACGUCCGCUCCACGAUCCUGCAGAACCUCACCUCCCUUCAGUCAAACGAUUACAACGGCGCGCGGCUGGGAGGCAGCAAUAGCAACAACAAGAAGACCACGGUCGCAGCCAGCACGGCCGGUGGUGAUGCAGACGGCAAUGCAGACCAGGGCGCCGACGAGGAUGAGGUCAAGGCGGCCGUGCCCUACAACUGGUCGGCGUACUACUUCACCUACGGCGGCGGAACGACGAAUGCGGUGCUCCACGACGACAGCACCACCGCCGCCUUCGCGACAGGGGGCACGACCGAAGACCAACUGGUGAAGCUGUGGCAGGACGUGCAGGACGAGGUGCAGAUCAUCAUGAAGACGGUGACGAAUGUGGCCAAGGAUCUGGUGGAAUUCUUCAACCCGGCCAACUUCAGCGUGCGGGAGGUCAUGGCCAAGGUGGGCGUGGACCUGGUCAACGGGAUGAUCGACGCGGUGGAGAAGCUGGCCGACAUCCUGUUCGAGGCCCUGAGACUGGGCAUCGACCUCGUGCAGGACCUGGCGACCAAGGAGAUCAACAUCCCCGUCAUAACGUGGCUCUGGAAGAACGUGAUCGCCCGGGGCCGGCCCCUGACGCUGCUGAACCUCUGCGCGCUCUUGAUCGCGAUCCCGACCACCGUGCUGUACAAGGCGAAGAAGAAGCGGGCGCCCCCCAAGUUGUCUGGGCGGUUGACGAAGGGCACUUUCGGCCAGUACGUGCAGGGCCAGGGCGACGCUUCGCUCGCGGCGGAUAUCCGAGGGUUCAGCGUCGCCGCGGAGUCGGGCGUGCUCCUCAUCGAGACGGAGUUCGACGUGCUUUCGCUGGGGCUGGAUGGCGCCUUCGAGGGACUCGAGCUUGAAAGUAUCCCCUUCGGUCCGGUGGAUAGCAUCAUGAAUGUCUUUGAUUCGGCGUCCCUGACUUUUGCCGCCGUGAACGGAUUCACAACCUGGCCCGUUGGAGACGACACAGCAUCCGCCGCCUCCUACUCUUCUGGACUGACCACCGCCUCACUGGACACCAAACACGCUCUCAAGUAUGCAGGCUGGGCCCUCGGGGGCGCCAAGUUAGCCUCCGGCACCGUAAUCAAACUAGUGAGCAAGAAGAUGAAGCUAGAGCGACCGGUGGUCAAGCGGUGGAAGGGGACGGUCAGCGCCGUGCUGUCAGUGCCGUCGCUCUGCCUCAAACUCACGACCGAUAUCAUGGAUGCCACCGCGGCGGAAAAGAACGAGGUGCUGAUCAUUAACGGGUUUAUCGAGACCAUCGCCGGGUUCGCGGGCACCUGGGGCAAAGCCGUGGCGCAGUGGAAUGACGAGCUCGAGAACUAUCUCAUGUACAUCGGCUUGGCCGUCUACCAGGUCUGCCGGGUGGUCAAGUACGGGUUGAAGGUGGAGGACUUUGCAAUUGAAAAGCUGGACUGAUUAGAGAUUGCUGGGGGGGGUUGGGGCGGGGUGAAUUGCUUAGUGUGAAGUUCAAUCUCUGAUCCCAUGUUUUCCAUCUUUGCGCCAUUUUUCCCGUGCUUCAGCACGGGAAGCCUCAAUUAUGUAGCAGCCAGUCAUUUUACCAACUCACAGAAAUGAGGGAUCAAAGCUAAGAGAUUGAAUACUAGACCCAGAACUUGUCAUAACCAUGCAC
Messenger RNA from Aspergillus aculeatinus CBS 121060, 3775 nucleotides. RefSeq lists its product as uncharacterized. The coding region runs from base 1 to 3561 and encodes 1186 amino acids. Lineage: Eukaryota; Fungi; Ascomycota; Eurotiomycetes; Eurotiales; Aspergillaceae. The record is from RefSeq and is a predicted model, not a curated record. The transcript is spliced from 4 exons.